UGGGCUGGUGUACCUCAUCAAGUGUCCAUGAAGAAGUUGAGAAAAAUGAAGUGAGGGACUUCCUUUUUUGACAUUUUUUUUUUAAAACGCCACCGCCCCACCCCCAUCAACCUUCUUCCGCUCAUGCAAAACACCAAGCGCCACGUCGUCGUCUUCAACUUAAGUCUUCAACGUCCAGCAGCGCAGGUCCAGCAGCCCUUUUCCAAACUCAAGACUUUGUUGUGAUCGUCAGGAUUUUGUAGUAUCGACCGUUUGUGAGCGCAGAUGGCGUCGGCGUGCCGCCGCCGGCACCCGCUGAUGGCGCUGUUGGUCGUCAUGGCGACGGCGGGGGCCGCCGCAAUCGAUCAGAACAGAUUGGCCACGCUGGUCGACGAGAUUCUCCGCAAGUUCCGAGUGGAAAGCAAGAUGCCCAUGUUCAGUCUGGCGGUGAGCGUCCCGCCCGGCGCCGGCGCCGGCACUUACGACCUCGAUCGAGUGCGGGACGAGCACGUGAGGAAGACCGUCCUGGGGUGCGAGGUCUACGCGGGCCACGACGUGGUGGCCGCCAUCCGCCUGCGCUGGCCCGACGUGGCCUGGCAUUGCCCCAGGGCGCAGGUGCCGUGGGAGGACGUUCUCCGAGCGUGCGGGCGCAAGCCCAUGAUGACCUGGCGCGAAGUGGCCACCUUCUGCCCCGGCGCCGUGCAAGACGGCCGGACGGACCACGCCGAAUACCGGGUCCUCCUGAAGUUCGCCGACUGGGCUGCGCAUAAGGAGGACAAGUCGGGUCUCCUGGUGCUGUACGUCUACGCGGCGCCCUGCGAGGCGCGCUGCGCUAGCCAAAACAACGCGGCCAGCAUCCUCAAGCUGUUGGAGGCCAUCCGGGGCUGGAAGGACUACGUGGUGGUCUUCUCCAAGCUGCUGACUGUCAAAACGUUGAGGGAGGGCACCUCCAUACCCGCCGAAAGGCUGACCAAAGCCCUGCGCAACCUGGGCAGACAUUUGGGACCAGACGGCCUGGCAAAGAUCUUUCGCUGCGACCGGCCGGACGACGACGACAACGGCGCCAUGACCUGCACCAGCUGCUCCACCGGGGGCCAGGUCACGCCUCACUGCUACCGGAAGGAAGGCGACUCAGAGGAAGGGAACCAGCGGGGUGGGGCGCCGGCAGUGGGCGGGGCACCCGGGUCCGCCGAAGCGGGACCGGGCGGGCCACAAGGAGCGAGUGGGGCGGUAGGACGGGGUCAAGGGGGCGCACGAGGAACAGGAGGGGCACACGGAGAGUGGCAAACAGUGGGGCAGAGAAGAAGGCGGCCAGGUGGAGGGGCACAAGGAGGAAGACGAGGGCGGGGCCAAGGUGGCGAUGUAGCUUUCCAAGGGGGACAAACAGGAAGUGGGCCAAGACGAGGGGGACAAGGUGGCGGUGGGGCAGUACGAGGGCGACAAACAGGAAGUGGGCCAGCACAAGGGGGACAAGGUGGCGGUGGGGCAGUACGAGGGGGGCAAACAGGAAGUGAGGCGAGGCGAGGGGGCCAAACAGGAAGUGAGGCGAGACGAGGGCGACAAACAGGAAGUGGGCCAAGACGAGGGGGACAAGGUGGCGGUGGGGCAGUACGAGGGCGACAAACAGGAAGUGGGCCAGCACAAGGGGGACAAGGUGGCGGUGGGGCAGUACGAGGGCGACAAACAGGAAGUGGGCCAGCACAAGGGGGACAAGGUGGCGGUGGGGCAGUACGAGGGCGACAAACAGGAAGUGGGCCAGCACAAGGGGGACAAGGUGGCGGUGGGGCAGUACGAGGGGGGCAAACAGGAAGUGAGGCGAGGCGAGGGGGCCAAACAGGAAGUGAGGCGAGACGAGGGCGACAAACAGGAAGUGGGCCAAGACGAGGGGGACGAAGGCGGGGGUAAGGUGGAUAUGGGGCAGUAUGAGGCAGACAAACAGGAAGUGGGCUAGUAUGAGGGAGGCAAGCAGGAGAUCAGGCAGCACAGGAGGGGCGGGGGGGUUGAGGUUGUAGAUGGCAACAACUUUUUGUUCACCCUUCAUAAAUCUGCUUGCUAAUGCCAGCACGCCAACGUGACAAAUGCUUGAAAAUGAUGUAACAAAGAAAACAAAAAAAAAAUAGAACCCGCUCAGCAUUAAAGCUUUCAGCAAUCAA
Hippocampus comes (tiger tail seahorse) is the source of this 2132-nucleotide messenger RNA. RefSeq names its product PE-PGRS family protein PE_PGRS47-like. Bases 265 to 1884 code for a protein of 539 amino acids. The transcript is spliced from 4 exons. The record is from RefSeq and is a predicted model, not a curated record. Lineage: Eukaryota; Metazoa; Chordata; Actinopteri; Syngnathiformes; Syngnathidae.